This is a messenger RNA of Oryzias melastigma (Indian medaka), 3199 nucleotides long. RefSeq names its product v-crk avian sarcoma virus CT10 oncogene homolog-like (gene crkl). Gene Ontology annotation, biological process: positive regulation of ERK1 and ERK2 cascade. The record is from RefSeq and is a predicted model, not a curated record. The transcript has 3 exons. NCBI's taxonomy places the organism in Eukaryota, Metazoa, Chordata, Actinopteri, Beloniformes, Adrianichthyidae. Gene Ontology annotation, molecular function: protein binding. Bases 786 to 1706 code for a protein of 306 amino acids.
CCCCUUCCUCUUCUGCCCCCGUCAGUGACGUGCAGAUAGAAAGCGGGACCAGCCCUCCCGUCGCCAUUUUUCCUGUCUCCUACUUGCACUUCUGCUAGCUGAAAGAAGCGGGAGCCGCUGGAAUUAGAGAAAGUCUAUCGCACGGAACCGGCACGGCUGGGUCUCUCGCGGGCAGUCGAGGAAUGCACGCGAGAAGUGGAGCGCAGCAGACACGCGGCGGCCGUCAUAGCAUUUUUGGUGCGGAGACGUGUUGCGAGCCGCCAUUUUUUUUUUGCUUCAAAAGUCUACUCCGAGAAAGGGGAGUUAAUAAACCCAAUUCCGUGACGUCCGCCUUUUUGUAACACCAGAGGAUUCAAAGUCGCUGUUUUCCUUUUUUACAUCAACAUUUUUGCAAACAUGGAUAUUUAUCAGAUGAAACGCUGAAGCCACCCUUUCCGUUCUCGGAACUGACACUGGCUGACUGAAGCUCAAUAAUUUUUGACUUUUCGCGGAAGGCGGAACAGCAAGAGGAAGCUUUAUUGAUCAUUUGUUGCUUCGAUCUUCGUCGAUGUUUUCGGCUGUUAGCUGCUGGUCACAGGAACCACAUUAUGCUCCCAGGCUGGAUCAGGUCGGUCGCAGCCUGUCGCUGAAAACGUCAGGUUGAUUUUUUUUUUUUUUUUUUAUCGGGUCCUCGGGCGACGAACGCCCUACCCCGCAUCUUCCAAGUACUGCAGCUGGAUGCGAUAGGCCUGUUUGAAUUUAACUUAUUUUCUUCUUUAUAUUAACUUAUUUUUUAAGAAAUAAAAAUGUCCGCGUCACGUUUCGACUCAUCUGAUCGCUCGGCCUGGUAUUUCGGACCAGUGUCGCGGCAGGAGGCGCAGAACAGGUUACAGGGGCAGAGGCAUGGCAUGUUUCUGGUACGAGACUCCUCCACCUGUCCCGGGGACUACGUCCUGUCCGUGUCCGAAAACUCCAAAGUAUCGCACUAUAUCAUCAACUCUUUGCCCAGUAAGAGGUUCAAGAUAGGGGACCAAGAGUUCGAGAACCUUCCUGCCCUCCUGGAGUUCUACAAAAUCCAUUACCUGGACACGACAACGCUAAUAGAACCAGCAUCCAGGUAUCCAAGCACUAUAGGUGGUCCAGUCUCAUCUAUGAUUGGUCCAGAGGAUAACUUGGAGUAUGUGCGGACACUAUAUGACUUCACUGGUAGUGACGCGGAGGACCUUCCAUUCAAGAAGGGAGAGGUCCUUAUCAUUUUGGAAAAGCCAGAGGAACAAUGGUGGAGUGCCAAAAAUAAAGAUGGACGUGUCGGGAUGAUCCCUGUGCCCUACGUGGAGAAAUUGGUACGAUCCUCCCCCCAUCCUGGCCAGCCUUCCCACGGAUCGCGCAACUCCAACAGCUACGGUAUCCCGGAGCCAUCCCACUCCCUCGUUAACGCUUAUGCCCAGCCCCAGCUCUCUCCCCCCAUGCCCCCUGGCACACCCGGAGCGGUCAUUACCCCGUUGCCCUCCAUGCAGAAUGGUCCCGUGUUGGCAAAAGCCAUCCAAAAGCGCGUGCCCUGUGCCUACGACAAAACUGCUCUUGCUCUAGAGGUCGGCGACAUGGUCAAAGUUCUACGGAUGAACAUCAGCGGUCAGUGGGAGGGCGAGGUGAACGGACGCAGGGGUCACUUCCCCUUCACUCACGUCAAAAUCGUAGACCCGCUGAACCCUGACGAGGGGGACUGACCUCUCACCACCAGUACCGAUGUGAACCUGGAUCCUCCACCUGUCCCGCCACAGUAACGAGCUUGCCUGCUUGAUGUAAGGGGGGGGUUAGCCAGCUGUUGCCAGGCUUUAAAAGAGUUUACAGCUGUGGUUCUAAGACCCCGUCUCUUCCUCAGCUCCUCAGUUUUCAGGUUUUAGUUCCAUCUCCUCCCCUUCAUUAGUCUGUUUUUUUAUUUCCAGAUCACAGAGCAUCAGACUGAAAGUUAUAUAUGUGAGUGGGGGGGGAUAUUGUUUGUUUUUAAUCAUGUUAGACUUUAUUUUUUUAAGUUAAAAUAGGGAAAAUAUUCUUUGCACCCCUUUGGAUUUGGUAGGAAACAAAACAGAUGAGGAACAAACCAGCAGUAAUGUUGUCUCCAAACCUUCAAGUCGCCGUUGUACCUCCACAGACACGCACACAUCAUUAGUCACGACAGACGCGAUCUGUGAGCCCGUCUGUGAUUAUUCCUGUCAGCAAGCGUUUCAAUUAUUUCAGCCUCCACCUCCCCGAUGGGACGAGACCGUGUCAUUUCAUCUUAUUGGUGCCAUAAGAUCAACCUGUUUCUCCUCGUGUUCUGCAUCCUUUUGGUACUGAUGGAGUUUUGUUUUUUUUCUUUAAGGUUAUAAUGUUCUCUGUGCUAACUGCUUUCAGUGACUUUUUUUCAACAUAGGAGUGCCAAUUUUAACAGGAUUUGAAAUAGCAACGUGUUUGCCAAAAACAUCUGACUACUAUAGAAAUGCAGUGUCCUUAGUGAGCAUGACUGAAAGAAAAUCCUCCAUUUGCAUAAGGGGAACGAUUCCUCACUGAGACCUUCUUGCAUUUAGUCCUGGCUGUAUGUUUUAACUUCUUUAAACAUUCAGUCCAGUUGCAUUUUAUGUACAAAAAAGCUGUUUAAAUUUCAUAAUUUUGCCAUUUCUUCCUCCUCUUCUUCUCUGCUGUUGCUCAGCCGUUCACUCACAAGUUGUGCAGCUUUCUUUUCUGUCUAAUGUGUUUUUUUUUUAAUUUUAUUUUUUUUUAACUUUCAAAAUGAGUAUUGUUAUAAAUCAAAAAAUAAAUAAAAAAGGGAAUUAAAAAUGCCUGCUGGUUGCCUCUGUGCAUGACCUCUUGGCUGGGGAGUUGGCCUGGUCAAAUGCUGCUUAUUGACAUUUAUCUCUUUAUUAAAUAAAAGGUUUAUCUUAUCUCAUCUUAGCUGGGGUCUGUUUUUCAGGAUUAAUUCUAAUUAAGCAAUACAACUUUUUUUAUUUCCAUUUUUUUUUUUUUUUGGUCUUGCUUCUGAUUUGUUUCGUAAUGGCAUUAACAGUAUUACUGUUCUUAUAUUUUAGGAAAACCUGUCUUUUACUUAAGAAUUGAAAAUUGUGCCUUUUUAAUUUCUUACACUAUGUAACAUGUGUUAAUAUUUCCCAUGGUUAUUACCUGUGCCGGUAUUGACCCUGUAUGUACAGAGCAAGUAAAUAAAAUUUACGUCUACUUCUUUAAA